Molecule: messenger RNA, 2107 nt
Organism: Drosophila busckii
Lineage: Eukaryota; Metazoa; Arthropoda; Insecta; Diptera; Drosophilidae
Product: alpha/beta hydrolase domain-containing protein 17B
Exons: 2
Coding region: 343-1869 (508 amino acids)
Biological process (GO): protein depalmitoylation
Cellular component (GO): endosome membrane; plasma membrane
Molecular function (GO): palmitoyl-(protein) hydrolase activity
Source: RefSeq, a predicted model, not a curated record
AAGCAUAAUGUCGAUGGAGGUGUUAACAACUGCUCGGAUGGUACAACUAAUUCACAACCAAACGCAGCUGGCUUGACAUUCAGUCAAAAGCCUCAAACCGCUUCAACAAGCAUGGAAAAUGAAUCUAACAAAAAUAGAAAGCAUGAGGAUAAUGAUGGCGCUUCAAUUUCCAGUUCAUUUUCGAUUAAAGAUCUCGCAGAGAAAUUUCUAUAGCAAAAGCAAACCGGCUCAAUAUCUGUAGCCAAAAAGAAAAGUAGUUUGAAACUAUCAAAUUUAAAUACAUCUGAAGGAAAUCUUGGGAAAAACAAUAGCUUACAUUAUAUAAAUGCUAAACAAGAUGAAAUGGUUUCCGGAAAUUUAAAUCAUAUUAUUGCUCCCACAGUACCAAUAUACUCUCCUCAUUCACCGAUGCAUCCCAAUUCUUAUUACCAUAUGCAACAAAAAAAACUUUCUGGCAGAUAUAUUUUAAAUAAAGUGGAUCAAAACGAUUCCGGUAACAAAUUAUUCGACGGCGAAUAUUUAAGAGAUAUAAAAAACCCCUUUAGCAAUCGAGUUACAGGUCUAAAAAUUAGCUGCAAUAAAUCACAUAAGGAUGUAGUAGUUAAAGAAUCAAAAUGCUUUCAAUUUGCAGAAAAUCAUACAUCGAACAAAAGUGGUCGGGAUUGUAUGUCUAGUGAAGAUAAUGCAUAUUGCGAAGGUAGUAAUUUGGAUCGUCUAGUAACAAUACCUACACACGAUGCUCUUAAAAUAAUUUCCACAAAUGAUUUAUCAGAAAAUUCAUCCCUUAAAAACUCUACUUCACUUUUCUUUAAGCAAACUAUCCAUGAAAGGACAUUGAUUGCCUUGAAUGGUAACCCAAAACUAUUGGGUCCUGGAGAUCACGACAAUCAAGGACGUCGCAACUACACAUUUACCUAUUCCAAAUCAGAACAGACCUCACCUAAUAAGUUAGAUACGAAAAAAUGUUUUAAUGAUAAUAAUAAAAGAAGUGCAGUAUUUGCACUUAAUAGCUUUUCGUUGGAUCCGUGGACAAGAAAUAAUAAAUUACAGAAUAAAAAACAAACUGAAGAAUGUAAAAAUUCAGACGAUCCAUGGAUUAGACGUUCCACAAACUAUUAUGCUCCAGCAGGAUAUAAUGAAAAAACAAAGAAUAGGCAUAACAAAGCAUUUGUUUGCUUCACAAAGGAACAUGUUGCCGAGACCUCUAAAACAAGUAGCAAUUCAGGACAACAAUCCGAUUCAUUCAAGCACAGCACUCCAAGAUUUCAUGAGAACAUAGCUUCGGCUCCACCUUCUCCACACUUUUUUAUAACUGAUAAUGACAGCUCGACUUUAAAUCAUUUAUCGAAGGCGACUGGAUUACAAACCAAAUCCGUUAGUUUUUCGCCUGCCAGGGGAAAAAAAUUUAAAAACCCAUUUAUUGAUGUUUCAAUGGAAAUAAGCUAUGCAGGAUCCCGCGAUCAAUCAAGACACUUUGAAAAUCAGAAUCUACUAAGUGUUAAUAAUUCAAAAAUGUUACAAAACAGACAUAGCUUUACAUCAAUAUCUCAGCAGUCUAGUGACGAGUUACAGUUAAAUAUUCGUCGAUUGUCUGAGCAAAUCGGCCAAAUAUCAAACAAGCUUGUCCAAUAUUCAUUAAGCGAUUGCAAUGUAAGUAAUAAAGGAAAUUAUAUUCACACUGUCAAUCAGCAAAUUCAAGCGGUUGACUUGCACUUGUCGCAAACAAAAGGAUUACAUGCGAGGGACUAUAAGCAUAGUAAGGAACUUACAAAACACAAGGAAAAUCCUCGCGAAACAAAUCAAAAGUCAAAAUACUUUGCUGCAAGUAGCUAUCAAAGAUCUGAUCCACUGCUCGAAACCACCUGUUAAAAAUAUUGUUUAAUAAUACAUAAGAUUUUGGCAGCGUAGAUAUAUCCCUGACUUUUAAAUAAAUUUUUUGAAAAUAUGUAGCAUGUACAAAAAAAUUGAUUGUUUUAUUAGCAGUCGAAAUAAGCAUUUAGAUGAAUUGUAAUAAUAUUUAUGCUUACCCUAACAUACAUAUGUAUAAAUACAUCUCUUAUUUCCUUUACACAGCCGUACUAUAUUUAUUGACAAACUAUUACUAAAU